Messenger RNA from Sesamum indicum (sesame), 1148 nucleotides. RefSeq names its product adenylate kinase 4. Gene Ontology annotation, molecular function: AMP kinase activity; ATP binding. Lineage: Eukaryota; Viridiplantae; Streptophyta; Magnoliopsida; Lamiales; Pedaliaceae. The record is from RefSeq and is a predicted model, not a curated record. Gene Ontology annotation, biological process: nucleobase-containing compound metabolic process.
GUCCGAAGUCCCAACUCCCAAAAACCUAAGGAAAGAAUUUAUAACACGCAGAGUCACUUUACUUUCCUUCUCCCCUCACUCCCAUUUUCUUACCACCGCACCACCGCGCUACAGAGACAUAGAGAGAGAGAAUGGCGACGGCGGCGAAUCUGGAGGAUGUACCCUCGGUGGAUCUCAUGACGGAGCUUCUCCGCCGUAUGAAGUGCUCGACCAAGCCUGAUAAACGCCUCAUCCUCGUUGGUCCACCAGGAUCAGGGAAAGGUACUCAGUCACCAAUAAUAAAGGAUGAAUUUUGUUUAUGCCAUCUGGCUACAGGUGAUAUGUUACGAGCUGCUGUUGCUGCCAAGACUCCUCUUGGGGUUAAGGCCAAAGAAGCCAUGGAAAAGGGAGAACUUGUUUCUGAUGAUUUGGUUGUCGGGAUAAUAGAUGAUGCAUUGAACAGGCCUUCCUGUCAGAAAGGUUUUAUUCUUGAUGGCUUUCCAAGGACAGUUGUCCAAGCACAAAAGCUUGAUGAGAUGCUUGACAAACGUGGAGUUAAGGUUGACAAGGUUCUGAACUUUGCAAUUGAUGAUACUAUCUUGGAGGAGAGAAUUACUGGUCGUUGGAUUCACCCUUCAAGUGGUCGUACCUACCACACAAAAUUUGCACCUCCUAAAGUUCCUGGUGUUGAUGAUGUAACUGGAGAGCCGUUGAUUCAACGUAAGGAUGAUACAGCAGCUGUUCUCAAGUCCAGGCUUGAAGCUUUCCACAAGCAGACUGAACCCGUUAUUGACUACUAUAAGAAGAAGGGCAUUGUUGCAAACCUUCCUGCAGAAAAACCUCCUCAAGAGGUAACAUCAGAGGUUAAGAAGGUGCUCUCCUGAUUGAAGGACAGCCAGUUUUUGGUCCACUGAUCAGUAAACAUACUGAACCUCCAACUUUUGGUCAUUGUAUUGCGAUACAUUGUUUUAAUACACAUGAGAUGCUCUAGGACGAUUUGUUAUGCGGAAUCGAAUCACCAAUAAUUGUGUUCAACUCUUUUUGAGGAAGCUAAAAUUUUUCUUUCUUGUUUGUGUUCUUGAAACUCUUCACUGCAAAGAUUGGAAGGAAAUGAGGGGUCCGCUCAUCAUCUUCAUUUCACAUAAUCAAAAUUCGAAAUGGUUCCAUGA